Molecule: messenger RNA, 3991 nt
Organism: Calliphora vicina (urban bluebottle blowfly)
Lineage: Eukaryota; Metazoa; Arthropoda; Insecta; Diptera; Calliphoridae
Gene: LPCAT
Product: lysophosphatidylcholine acyltransferase
Exons: 11
Coding region: 1349-2947 (532 amino acids)
Cellular component (GO): endoplasmic reticulum
Molecular function (GO): calcium ion binding; lysophosphatidic acid acyltransferase activity
Source: RefSeq, a predicted model, not a curated record
AACUUUAGCGGCAACAAUAAAAAAUAUAGUAAAUUCCGGGAGUGAAAUUUGAUAUAGAUUUUUUGUAAUAAAAACUUUGAAAUAAUUUGGGAUUAAUUAGUCAUUUAAUGAAAAGUAAAGUGAAAAAUCAUAAGGUGAAUUACAACAAAUAAAAUUAUAGAUUUUAGUGAACGACACGGCAUCAAAAUUUAAUUGCAUGCAUGCGGGUUAAAUUAGUUAAAUUAGUUAAAUAUUGAAAAUGUUAAAUAAAAACUUAAAUAACAUAAUAAAAUUCAAAAGAAACUGAAUAAAAUAUAAAGUUUUCUUUUAUGAAAAGUGUGAAUCCUAGACUAUUUUAAUUCAGAAUAUAUAAAAUUAUAAAAAAUCAAAUUAAAAUGAACAAUUGAGUAAAUAAAUGAUAUAGUUUUGCUAAUAUUGACUGAAAACCGAAAUCUGCCGUCAACAAAAGAAAACGAAAAGUUAACACACAAAAACCAACGUCAUCAAUAAAUAAUCUAUUGAAUCAAACAACCUUCACACGGAAGAAAGCGGCAACUGAAGAAAGCAACUGCUGAUAGAACCACGAGAAUGUAAAAAAAAAUAUAUUCGAGCAGAGACAACCACAAAACAUUUCUUCAAAUAUUAAUAGUGAGAAGAAACAAUGACCGCAUACAAUUGCAAAGAAACUCUCUUGGUUAUUGUAGAGUCUCUAGAGAAAACAUGUUUAGUAGUAGACUGACGAUCACCUAGUAGAUGUGCAAAAUUUUCUUUGGAUAAAGUCAAUUGGUUUACAAACUAAACAUUUAACUAAACCACCGGACAUAAAAUUUGAAAUCUAUUCGUUUAGUAAUCACACAACCACGGAACUUUAAAAGUGCUCUGUCUUAUUGAACGCGGUGCUUUUAAUUGUUUUGUUUUAAUUUGCGAAAUAAAUUUAAAACAAAUAGAUACCAAAUGUGUCAUCAACAACUUGGUUAUCAGCAAAUUGUGAAAGAAAACUAAAAAAUACUAAAUUAAAUAUAAUAAAAAAGAAUAGAAAAUAUAUUAACAUACGCCGUACAAUAUCAUAAUAUACUGUAUAUCAGUGCCAAAAGACGACCGUAAACAAUCUAAGAAAAGAAAGAGUUAAUUAUAAAAAAACGUGUACGCGGGCCGCCAUACGAUUCCAGACGAAAGUCAUAAAACAAAGUUUGCGUUGUUGGCAAGCAAAUAAAGUGAAGAAUAAAAUAAAUAUUCUAUUCAAAAUACAUUGUAUAUGUACAAAUUAAAGUAAAUUCAGAUGCUUGAAUAAUAACAGUUCUUAGAAAAAUAUCUUACUUGCCUUUUAAGUGAAAAUCACAAGAUUUGUUAAAGAAAUAAAUUUGUUUAAAUGACUACCUCGACUAUAAAACGUCGACGUUCGCCGUCUUCAAAAACGCCACCAUCCGAGACAACCACCAACGGCGAUAGCAUGUCUUCAUCAGUUAGUACUGUUAUAUCAAAAACUGAUUCCCAAGAAUCGGACAAUGUCAAUUGGGAUGCUGUUGGUAGCACUUAUAUAAAUCCGUUUAUACAUCGUGUUAAUAUUGAUAGUAAUGUAGAAUUAGCUAAGAUUUAUGUACUUACAGUUUUAUUAGUGCCCAUACGUGUUGUAGGCGUUGUACUCUCAUUACUUUCCGCUUGGAUGUUUGCCUGCAUCGGUUUAUAUGGCACAACAGUCGAGGAAAUAAACAAACGACCUAUAACUGGUUGGCGCAAAAAUAUUCAAUAUUUAGUGGCUGGUGCCAUGCGUAUGUUAUAUUCGGCUGGCUCAUUCCAAUAUAUAACGUACAAAGGAGAAAGAGCUUCGGCCAAGGAGGCUCCUAUUUUGGUUGUGGCACCACAUUCGUCAUAUGUUGAUUCAAUAAUUGUAGCAGCAACUGGACCACCGGCCAUUGUGGCUAAAAGAGAAACCUCCGAAAUACCAUUGUUGGGAAAAAUUAUCAAUUACGCCCAACCCAUUUAUGUACAAAGAGAAGAUCCAAAUUCUCGACAAAAUACCAUAAAAGAAAUUGUCAAUCGUGCCAGAUCGGAUGAAGAUUGGCCACAAGUGGUCAUAUUUGCCGAGGGAACAUGUACAAAUCGCAAAGCUCUUAUAAAAUUUAAGGGCGGUGCCUUCUAUCCUGGUGUACCAGUACAACCCGUUUUAUUGAGAUAUCCCAAUAAAUAUGAUACAUUUACCUGGACUUGGGAUGGACCAGGAGUAUUUCAUCUAUUGUGGCUGACAAUGGCUUCAUUUUUUAACCGCUGUGAAAUCGAAUAUUUGCCUGUAUAUGUACCCUCUGAGGAAGAAAAAGCCGAUCCAAAUUUAUAUGCCAGAAAUGUGAGAGAAGUAAUGGCCAAAUCUUUAGGUGUACCCACCUCAGAAUAUUCCUUUGAAGAUGUUAUUAUGAUGAGCAGAGGUCGUGACUUAAAAAUACCCAUUUCGGGUGAUAUUGUUGAAAUUGAAAGAACCCUUCAUAUUUUAGGACUUUUAACUUCAGAUCAUGUCAUCGAAUUGACAAAUAAAUUUAAGAGCAUACCAAAUAAUGAUAAAUUAGAUGUUAUUACAUUCUCAGAAUUAUUAAAUGUUAAUUUAAAAAAUCCUAAUCUACAUCAUCUAUUCAGCAUUUUGGAUUAUCGCCAUGUGGGCACGGUUAGUUUAAAGAAUUUCAUUUUGUGCUGCCUGUUUUGCAAAUAUAGCAGUGUAGAGACUAUUGAAUUUUUGAAGUUUGUUAAGAAUCUUUACGCCGAAUCGGAGAGCAUUACACGCAAAGAAUUUGCAAAAAUGUUAAGACAUUCGGGUAAAUUGACACCAAAACAAAUUGAGACACUAUUUGUAAAAAUCGAUCAUACAAAUAGUGGCUAUAUUACAUUCGAUGAUUUCGACAGAUAUUGCCGUGACAAAUCUCAGUAUACAUUCUUGUACAAAAAACAUGACUACAUACGAAGAAAAAUUGAGAAAUCAUAAAUAACUACACCAACAACCAACCACCCUCAAUAUUUAAUUUAUUUUGAAAUUUAGAUUUUAUGCCAGAUUUCACUCGCGAAUAACAUACAUCAAUAAGGAAGUAAUCUUAUGAACUUAUUUUAGUUAAUUUAAAACAAAAAUUUUGUUCUAAGUUUAGAAUACAUAUUUUGAUUUUUUUUACAUACAUUAUUAUUACAUUUAAAUUAUCUCUAUAAGCUUGAAUUUAAGUUCUUGUAAAUGUUCUUAAAUUACAAACAAAGAAAAAAUAUAUGAAAGAAUGAAGUUUGGUUUGCACUUUAAAAGUGGUUGUGCAACAACAUUUACACCCAAGCCAGCGCACUUAGUAAUUUAUAGAAAUGUGAUUUCACUAUGUAAUGUAGCAAAUUAAUUAAAAAUUUAAGUCAAUUUAUAAUCUCCUCCUUUAGUUCAAGUUUUUCAAUUUGUAUGUAUUGUAAAGAGCAUAAAAGGUAAAAGCCAAUUUGUAAUAAAAAAAAAAUAAUUGCGUAGUUUUAAAUUCAAGGUAAAUUGCAUUAAAAUUUGUUGUUCAAAAUGAAAUAUUUAUUUACUUGUUAUUGAAAUUUUUCUUUAAAAUUUAUUAAUAUGUUCUUAACAAUCAAUAUAAAUGUAAUUUAACUUUUUUGUUGUAAUAAUAUUCGUUCCUAAUUGUACUUGGAAUAUAGACAUUUAAAUCAAUUCAUUUAAAUAUCAUUUCAUUGUACUUAAAGCAGCUAUUAACAUUUACAUAAAUAUAUACAUAUUUUUUAACUCCAAAUAAAAUAUGUAUAUUGAAAUAUUAUUUAAACUAAAUACUCUUUUCAUUACUUUACAGAAAUAUAUGUAUAUGCUUAACUCCAAAAACAAAAUAUGUACAUUGAAAUAUCAUUUAAACUACAUAAUAUUUCCUUCCUAGUUAAACAAUAAAUAUUAAUAUUUUUUUUUUUAUUUUUUGUCUACAUUUAUUUGAAAGUAAUGAUGAAAUAUUAUUAUAAUAUUUAAGAUGAAGAAGCCUAAAAUUAUAAAAUAAAAUAUAUAUUAAAAUUAAAA